GCGGGAGCAGCGGCAGCAGCAGCCGGGCCCGGCCAUGGAGCAGGACGGGGCGGGCGCGGGGGCGCGGGCGGAGCAGCAGUACGAGUGCGUGGCGGAGAUCGGCGAGGGCGCCUACGGCAAGGUCUUCAAGGCCCGCGACCUGAAGAACGGCGGCCGCUUCGUGGCGCUGAAGCGCGUGCGGGUGCAGACGGGCGAGGAGGGCAUGCCGCUCUCCACCAUCCGCGAGGUGGCGGUGUUGCGACACCUGGAGACCUUCGAGCACCCCAACGUCGUCAGGCUGUUUGACGUAUGCACCGUCUCGCGCACAGACAGAGAAACCAAGCUAACACUAGUGUUUGAACACGUGGAUCAAGAUUUGACGACCUAUUUGGACAAGGUGCCAGAGCCCGGAGUGCCCAAUGAAACCAUCAAGGACAUGAUGUUUCAACUGCUCCGAGGGCUGGAUUUCCUUCAUUCACACCGAGUGGUGCACCGGGAUCUGAAACCACAAAACAUCCUCGUGACCAGCAGUGGGCAGAUCAAACUGGCUGACUUUGGCCUCGCAAGAAUCUACAGUUUCCAGAUGGCUCUCACCUCAGUGGUGGUCACGCUGUGGUACAGAGCCCCGGAAGUGCUGCUUCAGUCCAGCUACGCAACCCCGGUGGACCUCUGGAGUGUCGGCUGCAUAUUUGCCGAAAUGUUCCGUCGAAAGCCUCUGUUUCGUGGAAGUUCAGAUGUGGACCAACUAGGAAAAAUCUUAGAGGUGAUUGGCCUCCCGGGGGAUGAAGAUUGGCCAAGCGACGUCGCCCUGCCCCGGCAGGCUUUCCACGCCAAGCCCCCUCAGCCCAUCGAGAAGUUCGUCACAGACAUAGACGAGCUGGGCAAGGAUUUACUCCUGAAGUGCUUGGCUUUCAACCCAGCCAAAAGAAUCUCUGCCUACAGUGCCCUGUCUCACCCCUAUUUCCACGACCUGGAGAAAGGCAAGGAGACCCUGGACUCUCGUAUCUGCCCGGGCCAGACCACCGCGGAGGUCAACAGCGCCUGAGCCCGCAGAGGCCGCCGGAAGCUGGACUUGGAAAUGAACCACAGGUGUUGCUGACAGACCGCUCUGCUGGGAGCGGGCCCCGGAGUUGCGGCCCGCUUCUUCCGGGAAGCCCCCGCUUGGCGGACUGUCGGGAAGUCAAUGCAAACCCCCCAACCCCCAGCCCCCCAGUGCCGUGGCCCUUCAUUCUGUUCUCGUUGGUGUGUCUGUUUGUUGGGGUGCACGUUCGUGAGCUCAUGUGUUCGUGCGCUGGAGAUACCUGGAGGAACUCCAGUCAAAGAGAAGCUGCUGACCAGUUUUGCUGCCAUUUCAUUCUUCUAACCUUGAAUGCUGCCCGGGUGAAGUCGGAUCAGCCAGUCACUGCCGAAAUACGAUGCAAUCUCUAUAGCUGCUGAAGCCUGAUCUGGUACUCUAUGGGCGCACGCGUGUGCACACGUAUGUGAGAGUGAGUGGGUGUGGGUGUGUGUGUGUGAGUGCGUGGAAGUGGGUGCCUAUGUGUGGAUGGGUAGGGGUGAUUCUGUAAUCUCUCAAAGUAUUAUUUUAAAAAGAAAACAGAAACAACUACAUAGAAUUGACUCUAGAGGCUGAAGGUGGCCGACAAGCCACAGGGCUCUUUACUAAAGGCAGGGCAGCGGGUUGCCGUCCCAGACUGGAAACGGUCGGUGGUUCCCACCCCUGCCCCUGGAUCUGCUGUUUAGCGUAUGAAAGUGACUCCGUAGGUGAGAUGGCUUUAUGCAUGCUGCACACUGUCAUUCUAAAAGUCUUUGUAUGAGACCUGUUUUCAGAAGCACAAUGUUCUCUUUUCAAUACUGGAUUAUUCAGUGUCAAUCACGUCUUAACUCGUAGGACUUUAUCCUUCUGUCUCCCCAAUACCCGGUUGGUUUUUCUUACCAGCUCCAAGUUUUGGGGGUGCCCCCGAGUGGGUAAAGAAGUGAGCUCCAACCACCAGUUCUGCCUUGUUUCUCGUUUUCCUAAAGGAACCAGCAAAAAAAAAAAAAAAAAAAAAAGCUUUUAUUUGUUUGGCUCGCACCCGGGCUGCCAGCUAUGCCCACCGCUCUGUCUGCCUUGCUUGUGGUGUGGGCAUGUGGGCAAGGCCCCCAUGUGCCUGGGGGGAGGAGGGAGCCUCUGCAGCCCCUCUUACCCCCCCAAUUCCUCCUGCCAGAGGUCUCCAGGGUCCAGCCUCUCCCUGUGCCACACCCCAGAUCCCCACCGGGAGCUCACCAUCCUCCUCGCCAUCCUCCUCUAGCAGAAAACCCCCCAAGUGCUUUCAUUACCAAACCCGAGGCCUUAGAGAUGAUGGGUAAACUGUUACUUCGUAUUUUUUACCUGGUGAAGUCUAUUUUCAGUAUUUGAAAAGCUAUUUUUUUAGAACUGCUUUACAGAGAUCUCUUUCGUCUCCAAAAGAGGGCUUUCCCCUCCAGCCGAAGUGGGGCUCCCCAGUUGUUCCCCUCCUUCCCGUCACCGAGAGCUCACCAAACCCACUGUGAGGCCACACUGCAUCGUCAGCCAGCCGUGCCCAUCCUUCGCUCCGGCUACCGCCCCGACUCCAUCCCAACUGGGUGUCUCCUUGGUGACGGAGCCUUCAGCCACUGCCUUUCACAGGGCACGGCAGGCAGUCGUCGGAACUCUUUCCGGGUCAGUCCUCCCUGUGGGGACGUCUCACUGGGCUGCUUGCCCUGAGGGAGCAUCUCAAUGCCCUCCAGGGUUCCGUGGAAGCCUCUGCAGAAGCGUGAAAAUCAAGUUUACCGGCUGCUCGAGGUGAAAAGCGCUGUGACUUUCAAAACUCCAGCUGCCUUCCGUGCUAAUCCCAAGGUGCUUUGCAGUUUCUGAAUUUUGGUGGUGCCAAUUUCCUGGGCCUUCGUUUCUCCCAUAAGAGGCCAAAACUAAGAACCCCGCUCGGUUCCCAUCUCCUGCCACGACCUGAGUUUCCUUCAGAAAGACUCUCUCGAUCCUGCCGCUCGUUGAGUCGUGUUUUUAACACAGGCGUCAGUCGGAACCCAGUGGAGUUCAGGUUUCCGGAGAAGGAACUGCUUGUCCCCCGCCCGCUGGAAGAAUCUGCUCGGUCAGAUUGAUGCCCCAGAAGCCCUUGUUACAGGCUCCCAGCCCAGGCAACCCCUCACAGCCUGGUCACGGACGUGACUGGCUGGAGUUUGAGAACUCAGGAGACUUGUCUCCCAAAACUUGAUAGGUCAGGGACACUUUCAUAAAUCUAUUUUCUUCCCUCACGUGUAGCUCUUCACUCUCCUUCUGAUGUGAUCCCAUAGCAAACCAGGAAGUUUUUCCCCAGCUGAGAUCGAAAAUGGGAGAGUGCCCCCAUCGGGAGGUUAUUUCACCGUUGGCCGAGCUUCUCCUGAGGCUGGAGAUCACGGGCGGAUCGGUGGGGGUGACCUGCGCAUCGUCCCCCCCGGCCUCCAGGAUGGCACUCAGCUUUGCAGAUGACCUCAGACAAGCUUGUCUGCCGGUUCACUGUGCCCCCAAAAAGGCCCUUCCCCCUCGGAGCCCCCCAGGGCCUCUGGUGUGGCUUCGUCGCAUGGAGGCAUCCCAUCCUUGUGUGAACCAGCUGUUCCCUGUUCAGUAAAGUGAGUAGGCCCAAGCUUAAGCCAGCACAGCUGUGCUAAGCUGGAACUCUUGGCUGUUCUUCAGUUGUUGUUUUUCAUGGACAGAGCAGGCCUAACUCACUCUGCUGACACCUGUGUGCUGUUCGUUUCAUUUUUUGAUGAAUACAUUAAAAGAGGUCUGAGGGCAUCGUGCCCUUUAGCAUCCAGAGAGAAAUUUACCCCUGUGAAAGAAUCUGAGUUGAACAAGAUUUUUCCCAAGGCUCUCUUCCCAGCCCAAAGCCUGGCAGAUUACCGAUCCGUGCCCAGAGCAAUCCCUCCUAGCCACUGGUCUGCAUCCCCAAUUGAGGCCGGGCCCACUGUGUUACUACAUGGUCAGAGAUCGUUGAGUUUUUCCAACUCCUUGGUGGCUACCUUAGCCCCACUUUCCGCUCAAGGCCAUCAGCAUUAGAUAGCCAGGAGAUGGGAAAGGACUCAAUGUCCCGAGAUGAGAGUUUAAAGCCAAAGGUGGCCAGGGAAAGCCAUCGGAGAGUCGAAGUCAGGUUUGAAUCUCUUGGAAAGUCCCAGGGAGGAAGGGAUUGCCAAGGAGCCCUCGAAGACUCCCGGCCGGACCAUCGCCAGAGGCCGUGUUUGGGGAGCGCUUUUCUGGAAGAAGGAUCAACAGACCACUGGACCACUGUCUCGUUCUACCUCACGGUGGGGGUCUGUGUGAGGUCUGACUGUGACCUGACUUCAAGCCAGAUGCCCUGAGAAGGUUAUCCCACUCACCGUGUCUGGUGGACCCGAGCGAUUCCCCCAAAUUCUUGUGGUGCCGUUGGAUCCGAGAGCAGGCUUUACAUCUCCCAUAACGACAGGGACUUGGAGUUCUUAUUGCCAAAAAAACUCAUGGAUGGUUGCUUCAUUCUAAGAGCCCAACACUGUUUCCCAGGCCCACCUCAUGCCCCAAGCUUCAAGAUUGGUUGGGACUGGACCCCUGUGGUCCAUCUGGCUCAGACUUAUUCCCAUUGACCCAGGAAGCCAGCUCGGGGCUACCCUGCUGUCAACUGCCAAGCAAGAGAAUCCACUUUACAACUGAAGAACCCUCCAUUCUUCAUUUACCUCAGAGUGGAGAAAGUGGCAUCAUCUAGCUGACGGAAUGCCUCCCAAUGUUCUUUGACAGCAAAAAUCAUGGUUAUUGUUUUGUUCUUAUGUUUCACUAAUUGGGUUUGCUCCCUGCAGAAAACACAGAGCUCAGGCACAGAAUGGGAACGGAAUCCUCAGAACUUCCUAACAUCCAGUGCAAAUGAAAGUGUUUCCUACCAAAGACAUCUGUGCCAUAGCCCCCAGCCUGCCCUGGGUCAUGCUGGAGACAUUCUUCCAGGAGCAGCAAAAACACCCCCUGCAGCUCCUGCCACCCGCUUGAGCCCAGAGGACCACCUGGUUAGGAACCUCCUUUCCCACCAGCAGCUGUUCCUUGCUGGACUGUAGAGGCUUCACAAAGAAGUUUGACCUGGGAGGGGGUAGAUGGUGGGAACAGAGCUACUAGGUCUGAGUGAAUUGAGGGAGAGUGUUGAUUUUGGUUGGCGAUAGGCAGAAUGUAGUCGUUUAAAGAAAACUGUGUAAAAGCUCUCUCUGAGCAAGGAUUGACAACUAGUUGAUGGAAUUUGUCAGGAAAGCGAAGGUGCCCAGGAGGAAAGAGGUUGAAGAGUCUGGUUGGCGUUGGAGAGUGCCAGGUAAUAAACCCAUCCUCUGUUAUCAGUAUGGCCAGUGGUAGUUGGAGAAUUGUCUCCGCUGCCAUUCGGAACUGUCAGCUUAUCCCGGGGGAAGUUUGAUGGAGAAACCGACCCUCGUGAUACAGGCAGCCCGGGUCAUCCGCGGCGAAAGCCAUUUUGAAGAUGGGUCACUGAUAACCACCAGUUCGGGUCAAUUCAAGGUCCAGGAAGAAGGCAGCAGGAAGGGUUCCUGACGACACGGAGUCCCCCGAGGCAUCUCCAGAGAGGUCCCGGAAUUUCUGUCCCAAGGAAAAAAGUCCUCUGAAGGUUCAGCAGUCUUCCCCAAGACCCACAGCAGCAGCACUGCAGAGAUGCAUUACAAGUUCUGAUUGGCAAAGUGUUUAUCGGGUGGAUGACCCUCAAAUAAAACAGCUGUUCCAUGUUCUGAAUUCACUGAGUUUUUAGGAAUAAAAAACAGCAUUGCUUCAGAUUCCUAGAGUAACUGUUUCCUCUGUAAAGGCAGGAGGGACCAUCCUCCAUCUCCUCUCCUUCCUCCUCCUCAGGAACUCUUAGUGGCUGCCACAUGGAGUGUCUGGGCUGUACUGUGUUCUGAGGAGCUUUGGGUGGCAGCUCUCUGCCCUGACCUCCUCGCUUCCCACCAGAGGCCUCCGGAAGGAAUGCUCCAGAGGGAACAUCUCCAAGCAGCUUGUAAAGUUCCAUUUUCCUGUGGCCUCUGGGUUGCUGCUUUCUUUCUGUCUCUCUUUCUGUCUCUUUCUGUCUCUCUCUCUCUCUCUUCCCCUUCCCCUCCCACCGCCCCAAGCAUCGCCCCUCAGCCCUCUGUGAGGGGAAAUAGUAUGGAGAGCAGAAUCCACUACCAUUGGCUCUGGCCACCUACUGGCUUCCCUAAGACUGGUGCAGAGAUGGGGCCUGAGCCAUUGAAGAGGGAUAAAGGGACCCCAUGGAGGGAGGUCUUUACUAGAGACUCCGCGGAGUGACCCUCCUGAUGCUAAUGGGCCUGGGGACCCAAGGGUCCGCUUGCUGAGGCAUCCACUGAAAAACACAGUCUGGAGGCGGGUGAGUGAUAACCUGGGGUGGCUGGGGUUUGGGCCAGGUUUGUGGGACCCGGACUCUGCUGUCAGCUGCCCGUUUCCCUCGGGCUUGGGUCUGGUUGCUCAGGACCAGUAAUCUUCAUCAUAGCUCCCCCCCGGCGGGACCGCCGGGUUCAGGACAAGGACAAUUUUAGCCCGCGGGUGGAAAUGCAAGCCUCCUGGGAGAGGUGCCCCAGAGUCUGCUAUUGUCGGGUGCUCAUAUGGCUGCAGCCCCUCGGGUGGGCUCUCGGAGGGACCCCGACCUGAAGCGGUACUGUGGUCACUACUGACCAGAGCACACCCUGCGCCCUUUCCUGUCUCGAGACAACGAUGCCCACACUGUGCCUUCCUCCUGUGGCUCACCGCUGAGGUCGCUGCAUAUGGAUGCGAAGGCACACUCUGUUCACAGGGCACAAUUGGGAGCAGAGCAAGAAACCACUGGUUCAUCAGGCCACUGUACCGCACCGCUGGGUCUAAAGCCCCACGCUGCCAGGAGCACUCUCAGCCCGGGCAGUGGUGCCAGGGGAAGUCUGUGCUUCUGCCAGAGAGAAUGCCAGCGGCCCCUCCAGCCGCCUCCCAAGAUGGAACUUGGAGCCUCUCGGUGCUUGUCUGUACAACCGUCAGACCCUGCCCAUGCACGUGAAGAUGUGAUUUCAGCAAUGGCAGGCUUGGAACAGGCCCGAGAGUGGCCGUGGACGGACAGGCCGUAGCAAAUCCCAAAUUUGAUGUCCUCCGGGAACUACCUUCAAGAGGAAGGGUGGCCGGACCGGCCCACCCAGAGACGGGGACCCGGGUCCGUCUACUCCAAGAAACACUCCCAACCCGGAGGACUUGAACCUGCCACUGGCCCUCGGGACCCUCAGAAGCUACAGAUCCCACCCAUAGAGUUGAAGGGUCGCUAAAGAACUUGGCCAGGUCAUCUAAUCGACCCCCCUGCCUCACUGAGAGCCCCCCAGGCAGCCUGAGCCCCAGCAGAAGGUCCCAGUGAAAGCCCUGCUUCACCGAUGGUGGGUGUCACAAGCCUCUGGGUCCCAUUGGAGUUGGGUGUGUUGAAAGUGUGGAGUAACUGUGGGAGCAGAUGGCAGUCAAGGGCCCUCACUGACUGCCCUGUUGGCCCCGCUCCCUCCGGGUCAGCCCCUGGACUGACCUUGCACCCCAGGGGGGCCUGCAGGAACGUGAGAGCUCUCGGCCUCAUCGCCCCCUUCGACAACAGCCUCUAUGGAAGCCGAGUUUCCAUGGGCACGUAGGGUGUCCAGUUGGCCCAGGAAUCACAGCGUUCGGGCGGGCAGCCAACCAGUUGGGAGACGAUCCUGCCCUGUACCUGAGUCUGCCGGGCAGCGGGGCACCUUUCCCGAGAACAACGAGCUAUGAAGCCGUUUUCUAGCCCUCUGUUUUGAGACAUACGUGCACGUGGCCGGGAGGGAGUAUGAGUUUGGCUGCCCCAGGCAGAGCCCUGGAACACAUACGAGCAAAUGUGACAUUCGGGGGAUUCAUCCGAACCCAGCCACCACUUCCCCGUAAACUCCUCGGAGGGAAUCCUGAGGGUCCCGGUGUCCGCCUUGGCCUUUUGUUGGAAAAUUUGGGCUGAUCCAGGGCUGACGAUGUUUUCGUGAACCUUUACUGGGCUAACCAACAAUUGGGUUUUGGAAGAUGUUCGGUUGCUUUAACCUUCAGGCCCGGACCCUCUGGGCAGCCCCUCACCAGCCCUGUCCACCCUGGGGUUGGCCAUAAUUAGCAUACGAUUGUGCAAACCGAGUCGGAGGCGGGGCGGGGGACCGCAGGAUGGUGCCAGCCGCUGUUAAUCCUUUCAAAACAAAAAGUCAGCACUUAGCAUAGAGGUGGAGGGGUGGGGGCGCUUUAGUUCUAUGUAUCCGCAAUGAACAUAAAUUAUUUCUAUUAGAAGUCUUGUAUAUUAUUUAUUUCUAAAGCACUCUAGUCAAGUCCUGUGAAAGUGCAGCCCGGGAACGAGAAGCAUUGGGGCUUCCUGUUUGAUUGCUCACCCCCGUUUAGUUAAUCCUCAUUAUAACUGUCACGGUGUCCCUUGCCAACGACGGAAACGGUAGCACAACUGCUUCAAUAAAGCUGCAUGCGUUUGAAUCUGACCAGCACAAUCGAUGUUUGUUUGGUUGUCGUGACUCGGCUGUGUAGGUUUUUUGUCUGUUUUCAUAUGGAAAGGAAUUGAAGUAAAAGGACUUUGAAAUCUUAGUGUUGUUCGAUUUCCCUACGGGGUAAUGUGCAAGUACUAAUGAGAACAGGUUUGCAGGAGCUGCUGCUUUGAUGCUGGGGUUUGGCGGGGUGGGGGGAUGCUAGCCGGCUGGGGGUCCGGUCAGCGGCAAGCACCCAAAGUCCAGCAGCAGGCCGGCUGUCUCUGGAGUAAGCUUUUAGCGGGGUUAGUGCCCUGGCAGGUUUGAGUGUAUUUAAUGGAGGCAGGCAAACCUGUAGAAGAAAACCCUUUCCUCCCUCCUCCCCACCGUGUUCCCCACCUCCUCCUGUCUCCUUUCCUCAUCUGUCUACCCCCACGGAGCCCUGGUCUGGACUGUCUUGGAGAAAGCUGGCUCUCUGAGCACUUUGGGGCCAAGGCCACGUCAGUUUGGACCACAGAGCAGAGAUGGGGUGAGCUCUUUAGGGCAGGCUCUUCCCCGCCUGCCCCAGGUUCAUGCCAUCUGUUAUUUCCUUGUCCCAGGGAGCCACCGUCUCCAUCUGGCUCCCUCCUGGACUCGGUUUCCAGAAGGUUUCCAAUUUCCAGGUGAUUGUCCUUCCCUGGGGGGCUUGGAGCUCUCUGGGGGCUGGGAGGAAGAGGGGAUCGCAUAAAAGGGAGUAUGUCACCUCGGACUCAGUCGGCUGUGAUGUGCCCCAUUCUCAGAUUUUGCAUUUCUGACCUAAGAUUUGAAAACUUGCUUCUAAUCUAGAGAUACAGUAUGUGAGAAGAAAAGCCCAGUGUUGGAAUAGCUCCCCAAAGACCAACAUGAGAUUUUGGUGGGAUAUUUCUUCUGAGAUGGACACAGAUACCUGAUUCUUGGAUGAUGGAUGAUUGGCUCAAUUCCAACCUGUUUCUUCAGGGUUUCUUUGGGAUUUCUUUUCGACGUAACGCCGGCGACAUAAAGACUGGAGAGUCUGUCCUGGUCCUCCCGAAGUCAUUGACAUCUGCGGGUGGGGGCGUCUCCGAUGAGUCCGUCGGAGAUUAGCCCACUAGGCUCCAGGGACUUUUACCCCAUGUGACUGUUAAACCCCGACCUUUGCUUUGCAGUAAGGUACAGAUUGAUCCAGCCUGCCCCGGCUAGGCCGCUGUUCUCCCAAGUCACAGAUCGUACCUACCCAGUUUGUCUUCGUCCUCGAAACCCAAUCUUUUAGCUGCCCAUCAGGCCACGAACCUAAAAGGGUUGCAUGCAUUACUGCUCCACUGAAAUGGCGUUGCAGUUGUCUUUCACUGCUAGGCGAGGUGCCGCACUGGUGCUCGGGCCCAGCCGGUGCAGAGGGACCGCUGAGAGGGGAGUCUUCAUGGACAUGAAUUGACCCUCUCACAUCCUGAUUCUACCCCAUUCUUCCUGCAUUCAGGAGACCAGCCUGGCAUCAGAGCAAGCAAAGAGGGAGACUAGUAUCCCCCAGGGUGCUCUGAGGCCAGCGGAGGGAAUUGGGGCAGAUACUGUGAGGGACAGACUGUGGUUUCCAAAUCUGCCCUGCUCCCGCCUUGCUCCGAGGGGGCAGGGUGUUGCUGGGGGUCCUGGGUUUCUCCCUCCUGUGGCUGCCUGCACGGGGAGUGCGGCGGGGAAGGUGUGGGCCCAAGGGGUGGGGAGUGAAUGCGCCCCAUCUGCUGUCCCCCCUUCUACCCCCUCCCCUCUGGGCCCACAAGGAAAGGACAGGCUGACCUCUCUUUAGUCCAGGUGUGACCUCUCAGGAUCAAAUUCUGGUCUGUCAUUCCCUGGUCUCUGAUUAGUCAGAAAUCUCUCUGCUGAGAGCAAGCCAAGGGUAAACCAGACUGCCCUGGUUUCACUGGACUCACCGUCCAACACACCCUUGCUAGCGGGGACCUUCUCGGACCACCCGCGACUGGGUGGGGCCCAGGAGGGAAAGCAGUGGGAAAGUGGAGGGCUGGGGACAGGGAGCCGGCUGGGGGUCUGGACCCCGGGUGCUGACUGAGGUCCGGCUGUCUGUUCUACAGAGGCGACGGGAAUGCGCUUUUUGUCCGAUAAAGAAGGUUGCGAAUGUUUGAAGAUCAACGCAAAGUGUCACUGUCAAAUUACUGUUUUCAGUUUGCGUGCCAGCUCAUUUGAAGUAGAGAGAGAAAGGGAGAGAGAGAGAAAUGUGUGUAUUUAUCAUCCCUCAUUUCUUACAAUAAAUAUACUGAUAGCAAAUAGAUCACUGCAAUAUUUUUUACAGAGCUCUCUCAGAGAUUGUCACUUUACUCUCUUAGCUAUACUUUUCUUUUAUCUUAAUGUAAGAGGAAUACAACUGCAGUAAGUUGUAUACAAUUAAAUACAGAAUUUUGGCAAGA
Molecule: messenger RNA, 10847 nt
Organism: Ornithorhynchus anatinus (platypus)
Lineage: Eukaryota; Metazoa; Chordata; Mammalia; Monotremata; Ornithorhynchidae
Gene: CDK6
Product: cyclin dependent kinase 6
Exons: 7
Coding region: 35-1024 (329 amino acids)
Biological process (GO): signal transduction; protein phosphorylation; G1/S transition of mitotic cell cycle
Cellular component (GO): cyclin-dependent protein kinase holoenzyme complex; nucleus; cytoplasm
Molecular function (GO): cyclin binding; cyclin-dependent protein serine/threonine kinase activity; ATP binding
Source: RefSeq, a predicted model, not a curated record